Molecule: messenger RNA, 2077 nt
Organism: Rhincodon typus (whale shark)
Lineage: Eukaryota; Metazoa; Chordata; Chondrichthyes; Orectolobiformes; Rhincodontidae
Product: adenosine deaminase domain-containing protein 1-like
Exons: 11
Coding region: 287-2077 (596 amino acids)
Biological process (GO): RNA processing; adenosine to inosine editing
Cellular component (GO): cytoplasm; nucleolus
Molecular function (GO): double-stranded RNA binding; tRNA-specific adenosine deaminase activity; double-stranded RNA adenosine deaminase activity
Source: RefSeq, a predicted model, not a curated record
UUUUACCCCGUUGACUAACGAGGAUCGACGAGAAGGUUCGAUUUCUUAUCGAUCUAGUGGGGAAAAGCGAGGAAAGUGAGUUUAAAGUCAACUGAUCUCGGCUUUCUUUCCAGAAAUAAAGAGAGAUGAGGUUGUCUAUAAAAUAUUUCACAUGACGCAAUCUCGUGAGAAGCAUAUCUUCUGUAAUGUAAAACGCUGGCGUGGUUGCCUAGGGUUUGGAUCAGCCUGCAUUUGGCCUGGGUUGAUUUUCCUGAGGGCCACCUGUUCCUGAGGUUGUGCUUGAAGCAUGUGUGAACUUCCUAAAGGUAUAUCGAAUCGGAGUCACGACUUUGACACGAGAACAAUGAAUGUACGGGAGACCCCAAAGGAAGGAAGAAGAACUCUUAGAUUGGCUGCAUCACUUUCAAGAAACAUAUCGUAUUCCCCUUUGAUGCAAAAGGAAAAUUCAAUGGAAGAUGCACCAACCAUUAAUACAGAUAUAAAACCAGAAGAUUCUACAAGCCUGAAUACUUCUAGAAGGAACUUGCAUUGCAGUGCCACCACCUCCAGCACCUUGCAGCUCCAAACUGAGAAAUCAGAGAAUGAACAAGGUUUGCAGAUUCCGUUGGAUACACUCAGUCCAGCUGACUCUGGUACAAGACUUCCUGCAAUCACUGAGCCUGUGAAGGAUGUGAGUGACCUGAUUGCACUACUGAAUGAGUUCGAGGAAAUGAGCUUGAAUCCUGUUUCUGCUCUCUAUUUGUUCUGUCAACGGAAAGGAUGCAGUCUGCACUUCCAAGAGGUGGCAAAUUCAGAGGCUGCUGCCACUUCACGUUACUCUGUUCGUGCUAUUGUUGAUGGAUUCGAGUUUAAAGAAGGAAUGGGUUUCAGCAAAAAAGAGGCCAAGUAUAAUUCUGCAAAAAUUACAUUGAAACAACUGCGCCAACAGUUGCAGAAAAUUGCACCCAAGGCUCCAGAUGAUACAAAGCCAACUGCAGGUGCCAGAGUAACUGGGAGAAAACCAUACGUUCUGAGUGAAAAUCUAAUCAUUCACCCCAUCCGUUGUGCAGCAGUUAGCAAUUGCGUAUUGAAUAUGCUCUUGGAAUCUCUUCCUAAGUACAAAGGAUGCAGAGGGAGCCUUGCUGCUUUCAUAGUGGAGAAAGUGACGGAAGAUGGCAACAGUGAACAGUAUGAAGUGGUUGCUUUAGGAACAGGAGAGACUUGUUACAGCAGUUGGAUCCGUUUUGAUGGUCGUUUACUCCAUGACUGUCAUGCUGCAGUGGUUGUAAGACGGGCAUUGCAAAGAUAUUUGUUUAAGCAGCUCCUUCUAUUUUGUAAUAACAAUCCUGUGGGUUUAGAGAAAUGCAUCUUCUACAAGUCUUCAGGAAGUGAUUUGUUGUCCCUCAAGAAAAAUAUUUUUUUUCAUCUCUACCUCAGUAAAGUUCCAAAGGGGGCUGCUCAGAGCAUUCUCAUGGACCCUGUGCCAUAUCGAAAUCCUGAAAUGAGACUUCACAUUCAUUCCAAAGGUUCCAUCAUGCCAGCAGCAAGCUGUCGCCCUAGUGUGACAGCAACCCACGUAUGCUGCAUGACGGCAAGUGAUAAAUUGAGCCGAUGGAUGGUUCUGGGAGUCCAGGGAGCACUGCUCAGCCACUUUAUCAAACCACUAUACAUCACCAGUAUUGUCCUUCCUGGACAGUUUCAUCCAAUGCAGAUUGUCACAAAAGCAAUCAAUCAACGUGUAGAUGAGAGUUUGAAUGAGAAGCUUCCUAAUGUGUUCACUGCUGUGAGAGCACACUUCUCCCAUUGUGGUGAGGGAGAACCUAAAGAGUCGGAUCCACUUUAUGAAAAGCUGAGCAUAAACUGGUGUAGGGGAGAUAACGCCGUGGAAAUUGUGGAUGGAAUGACAGGGGAGAUCACAAAAGAUUCCCCUUUCAAAAAUGGAGUCCAUACAGCCAGUCGUUUAUGCAAGGCUGCUAAGCUGUAUUCCUUUCGACGUGUAGCGAAAGAAAUGAACAGACAGGAUUUGCUAGACCUGUCAACAUGUCAUGAAGCCAAGGUAAAUAAAAGUUUCCAAUACAGAAGAAAAUGUUCAAGUUGA